CAUCAGCGAGGGCGAAGCGUACCCAAGCUCAAGCAAGUAAACAAGUUGUGUGGAUCUUGUAUACAGUUUGUGUAUAUUCAUAUGUUUUCCUGAGUUUACUUUGGGAUUUUACUUUUUAUAUCUUUUCGUGAGUUUGUUCGUACAGUCAGCACCAUGCGCAUGCCCUCGUCGAUGUCUUCCUGCGACUCUACACGCAGCAGCACUUCAACCAGAAGCUCUUUUUCGUCGUCUCUCAACUGCUGGUCGUUUGCUCUCUCGAAAGUAAGAAAAAAAGAAGCUGUCGACUUGAUGGAAGCUCCAGGUGGACCCAAGAAAGGUGAGGCGCGAUGUAGCUGCGAAGCUCCGAGAAGUAGAACGCUGUCAGCUUCUACAAGAAUGUCACCACACGCUACUAGACACACGGACACGCAAAGCAGGAGAAUGGGUGAAGCGUCCUCGAAACCAAGACAAAAUGUGGGGGCAAAAACCGCGACCCACUGCAGCCUGGUAGCCUUUUCUUACGCAUUUUUCCGACUAGUGGCAAACUUCGCCCUGGCGAGCGCGAAGAACGAUACCCACACCAGCACCGGCGUCCCCUUGUCACUUUACACGCUCCAGCCAUUCGCGACGCGUACCUUUGGUAGCAUUCUGGAUUGCUUCUCCGAUGAGGAACAUUCGCUCGCCGACUAUCCAGGAAAAAACUAAAACACCCAUCCCCAUACAAUUUGUCAUGCAAAGUAAUCAUAAACUCCUCUGCUUGUCAUGCAAAAAAUAAAAAUGGAUCGGGAUGGGUGUUUUAGUUUUUUCAUGAAUACCGACAGCGAGUAUUGCCUCGAGCAGGCCUACAGUGCCGCCAAAACCAGUCCUGGGAUAGAGGAUUUGAUUAUCGGCGUGAACGAGACCAUGCUGACCUGCAAGGUCACUGGGAAUGAGAAGGUGCAGAAGCGGGGCUGCGAGGCGUUAACGGUGCUGUCCUUCGACCUGAUGGCCAUGAGCUUGGGCUACAUGGUGCUGUGCGGCAGUGAUGACGACAAAUACCACGAGAACGCGGUAAACCUGUACGGGGACACGGUGGGCUGCCAGCCCUUUCUCAACAUGGCGGCGAACUACAUCCGGGGCCGCAUGGAGCGGUGCGAGGAGCGGUUUUAUAUGGAUUGCAAAUAUGUCUGGGUCGGGAAGGUUCUAAACCUGUGAUGCUGUCUCUGGAUCCUAAAAAAAAUUUGUAUUGCAAGACCAGCAAGAGGACUCCAGUAGUUUGUGCUACGCUGAGAGGGCAACAUUUUUCAUGCGGUAGAAGCAUCGCAAAGCGCUCUCAAAAUCUGUGAUGCUAGGGCAUGCAUUGCAGACGUCAUGGGUCAUUCAAAAUAUGCAUGACAAACCUUGAUUGCGCCACUAGGGCCUUGUGUUCCGGCUACUCCGGAUCGCAAUCGAUGGAGGGCGGGACCUGCACCGGCGACAGGCGCUACCCAACCAACCAACCAACCAAACCUUCCAUUCUUCCAGACCCAGACAUAUUUGCACUUGAUAUUUUACUUGAGCCCCCUGAAAUACUACGUAGCCGACCAGGUCGGCAAGUGGCGCAAAAAGUACCUGGAAGGCCUGGUAGCUAUGCACUGCAAAAGCAUCGCGCAACUGACUCGUAUAAAUUGCAUCCAGGCAUGAAAAAUGUCUUUUCCAAGCUGCGUCAGCAUAACAAAUCCCACUUAUGCUCUUGCCAAUGAAAUUUGUGAUGCUAAUUUUACUAAAGCAAGUGCAAGGGAUACUUUUGCAAUGCAUAAUGGCCAAGCAGGACCAGAACGCGGGGAAAAUUCCGCCCUCGACCUUCUUAUCCUGUGCAAAAGUAUCGUACUCGUACAAAUGCAAGUCUUGCAUUACAAAUCUUGCUUCCAAGGCAAAUCUGCAUUACAAAUUUUAUUUCUCAUGCUGAGGAAAUUUGUAAUGCAUUUAUACGAGUGGGAGUGCGAUACUUUUGCAGUUCAUACUUCUGGCGCCUCUCCGUGGACGUCGUCAACGACGUGUCGCAGUGGGUCCGAUGGAACGCGUGGCAGGCUAACCACUUUCUGUGGGUACGACUGCAACCGAUGUGGUUUAAGUCUAGAAACUACAGGAAAACCGAAUCGUAUUGAUUGAAUGCAGAACAAGCCAGAGGACCAGCACUAGCACGAAAUCCAAUAAGGAUAUAACAGAGAAAAAAUUGAAAUGAUCGUCGGCAUAUUAUAUGCAAAUAGGAAUGCGAAUGAAAAAGAGGUGGGAAUCGUGCCAGCUGCGGGGUAAGUACCUAUUGCUAUUCCGCACUCAUCCGAUUAUCGUCCUUUGCACAGGUCCAAGACGUGAUAGAGGCGAAGCAGGUGGUUCACACGGAGUGGGGCAAUAUAAAGCGAUGGGAGAAGCUCGGGGCUAACGACGCCAACAACACGUACCCCCUCCCAACGUCGAAGCCACGCUUCUUUUUCAGCGAGAAGUUUGGUAUGCGGUGGGAAAUCGUGAACUCGUUGCUGGAAGAGUAUGGAGUAGAAGAGCUGCGGGUGGUAGAAGUAGGCGUGUUUGCCGGCCACUUUUCGAAGUUUCUUCUCGAGAAGUUCCCCAAACUUCAGCUGAUAGGUGCGUUUCUUUGAUUAUUCUCAACAUUUCGGCUUGUUGAUUGUUUUUGAUGUUAUUCAUGGCUGUGAGAAUAGUGUAUUUUACGGUCCGUUCAGGUCGAAUAAUAAAUUCGCUUUGCGCAUGAACGUUCCACCUCCUUAGGUAUUGAUCCGUACGUGGGUACGGACGAGACCUUUCCAGGCGAUUAUUCGCAGACGUUGGACCCAUCCGUCGCCUACUCGAACGCCAUGGCCAUAUACGAAGAGUCAGGGCCCGGACGCGCGACGCUGUGGCCGACCACGUCAUUGGAGGCCGUAUAGAAUUUAUUUACGUUACAAGAAUUUAUCGUUGUGCAUUUGUAUUUGUUCGGGUUUCAUCGUUCGUUCAAAACAUGAUCAUUUGCAUAGAUGCAAACCAACUCCCUUCUCCCACGCAUGCACAACAAGCGUUGUAUGCUGCAAUUCGCAGAACCACGACGGUUUCUGAGAGGACUGAAAAUCCGAUCGCACUUUACAGGUCAAAAACGUACCCGACCAAUCCAUCCAUGCAGUUUUUGUAGACGGAUGCCACUUUUACCACUGCGUCGAGGAGGAUCUCCGGCUCUGGAUCCCCAAAAUCGUUCCUGGGGGGCUGGUGCUCGGGCACGAUUUUAGUCCUCAAUGGCCCGGAGUGGUGCGUGCCGUGUGGGAGAACCGACCGAAUCAAAGGGUUUUCCUUGCCAUGGACUGGAUGUACUGGUGGCAGAUUGACGACGAAGUUCCGACAGGAGACCAGCAGGUCGAGCAAGAACAACUACCAGCGCCCGAUCUUUAAGUUUAAUUCAUGAGGUUCUAGCUUGUGAGUACAUUUUCGACCUCAUAAAAAAUAUGAAAAUGACGCACCUCGAUGUGUCGUACUAGCACAAUAGAAAAUCCACACACAAAUCGAAAUGGGAUCAGCAUCCGGUGACUCCGAUCAUCUUCGUUCAAGUUUGUCUUUGGUUAACAAUGCAGCAUUCCCCGUCCGCUCAUCGGGACGAGAAUGAGGAAAGGUAAACGAAUAUGAAAGACUACGACGUUCAAAAAUGUUGAAAAUGCUGAAUGAAUAUAGAGCGUUAGCCAGCGCAUCCCCUUGGAUUGAUUGAUGAAAAAACAUAAUGAAGAUGUUUCGCAGCCAUGGGUGUGUAUGUGUAAUGCAUAACGAAGGCUAUAUUGAUGUGUAGGAGUCUAUUCGUGAUCAAAG
Amoebophrya sp. A120 is the source of this 3780-nucleotide messenger RNA. The record is from the annotation of a GenBank genome assembly. Lineage: Eukaryota; Dinophyceae; Syndiniales; Amoebophryaceae.